Cephus cinctus (wheat stem sawfly) is the source of this 4808-nucleotide messenger RNA. Its product is annotated as NPC intracellular cholesterol transporter 1 homolog 1b. Gene Ontology annotation, molecular function: lipid carrier activity. The transcript is spliced from 25 exons. The record is from RefSeq and is a predicted model, not a curated record. Lineage: Eukaryota; Metazoa; Arthropoda; Insecta; Hymenoptera; Cephidae. The coding region runs from base 711 to 4520 and encodes 1269 amino acids. Gene Ontology annotation, cellular component: membrane.
GUACCUCGUAUACUGUGUCGUUUCACAUGACUCUAUUUCCGAUUUCCAUUGUCCAUCCUUCUUUUGCGUCUACUUAUAGGUAUACCGCAUCGUUUCAAUUUUCUUAAAAUUUAAUAAGAUUAAUUUUUUGCAUUCUCUCUACCGUUCAAUUUUUAUUCUAUACCGAUCGAUAUCUCGAUGCUAUUUGCUUGUCGAGCAAGAUUUUAGUCUGUUCUUUUUUUUUAAACAAGUAGAUUAAGACCGCAGGUGUUCGCUGGUUUAAACGAAUCGUCCAAGACUUGACAUCUUACUGAUAACAUUAGAUAGCGACUGUACUUUUUUACUUGUGCUUAUCACGGUCAUUCAUUAAUAUCAAAAGACUGUAUAGAGUUAUUCGCUAUUAUAUUCAAUACCUAUCCAACUAUGUGGUUAGGCAGACGUGUAUAUAUGCCAAAGGUUUAGACGAGUCAACGACAAGAUAGAUAUUAAUAUAUGAUUUCCGAUUCGGUUGAUAAAGUCUGGUUUCUAAGCGAUCUUCAGGAACUUUUGUUGCGACGAGAAUCGUCCGAUCGUUCAUUUACACCGCAACUGUCGCUGGUCGCCAACGAAGAUUGCUUCGAGGAAGGAGACUCCUUUGAAUAUGUUAAACUUCGGACACUGCAAGAAUUUUUAUUGAUUAUUUAUACAUUUUUAUUAUUUAUUUAAUCGACAACUCCUAGCUAUAAAUCAGAAUGAAGUCUCUCGUUCUCCUGUGGCUGCUGUUUCUUCUGUGCGUUUCUUCGGUCUUCGCUAACUAUACCUGCAUCUGGGAUGGACAGUGCAGGAAAACUAGUACUGCUAUUUAUAAUUGUCCAUCUAAUACAUCUGCUAAGGCAAUUAACGAUGCUAAGGCCGAAGCAAUACUGUUUAAUAGAUGUCCACAUUUUUUUGAUGAAACUGACAAUCCCUUGACGUGCUGCGAUGCGGAUCAGAUCAUUUCCAUGGACAGCAGCAUGUCCAUGGCUGAGGGUAUCCUGGCUAGAUGCACGACCUGUGUGAAAAAUCUUUUUCGUUCGAUUUGUGAUAUGAGUUGUCGUGCCGAUCAAAGUAGAUUUUUGUACGCUACGGAAAUUCUUAUGGAUGAGGAUCUUGAGGUUGAAUAUAUUAAUGGCAUUCAGUUUUACAUAAACGAAGAGUACGUUAAUGCUACUUAUGACUCGUGCAAAGAAAUUGUUCAUCCAGCAAGUGGAAAUUUGGCGUUGGAUCUUGCUUGCGGAACCCACGGAGCCAGUAGAUGCACUGCAAAGUUAUGGUUUGAAUAUAUGGGAGAUGCAGCGAACAAUGAAUUUGUACCAUUCCAAAUAACCUAUGUCUACGAUGCAGAGGAUUUUGAUGGAAAUAGUAGUGAACCUUUGGAUCCACCUAUAAAACUUUGCAAUGAAGCCUACGAUAACAAUUCAGCUGCUUGCAGUUGUGUCGAUUGUUCAUUAAGCUGUCCCGUUGUUCAAUUAAAUAUUGGUCAUAAUGUAUGGACACUCUUUGGACUCAAUGGAUAUGGAAUUGUUGCUGGCGUAUUUGUUAUUAUAGUCAGUACUGGUUUUACUAUUCUGUACACUUGCAAAGGGAGGAAACAGACUGAAGUUUCCAAUAAAAAAAAAUGCAAAUCAUCCCAAUUUGGAUCACAAUUUCAUGGGUGCCUUGAAAGCUUCUUCGGACAUUGGGGAUAUGCUUUUGCAAGAUUUCCUCUUCUUGUAUUAUGGAUUUCAUCAUAUAUUAUAAUUGCAACAUGCUAUGGCGUUGUUUAUAUGACUGUGACAACGGACCCUAUAGAGAUUUGGGCUGCUCCUACCAGUCAGUCGAGGAUUGAGAAAGAUUACUUCGAUACACAUUUCACACCAUUUUACAGAACUCAACAAAUCUAUAUUAAAUCAGUUGGAUUGGAGCCGUUCACUCAUAACACCUCAAGCGGUGUUUUAGAAUUUAGUCCUGUGUUCAAUAAAGAAUUCUUGCUCGCUGUGUAUGAUCUUCAAUCUCAAAUUAUUGAGAUUGGUCAAGAUACUGGUGAGGGUUUGGAAAAUUAUUGCUAUGCACCUGUCACCAGCGAAUUUACUGGCGGUGUUACUUUGUCACUUUGCACUGUGCAAUCGAUAUGGGGAUAUUUUCAGAACAACAUACAGACAUUCAAUGCAACAUCAAUAUCAAAUGGAUAUGAAACGAAUUACUUAGAUCAUAUAUACAAGUGCCUGCAGAAUGCAUUUAAUUCUGAUUGUCUCGCGCCAUACAAAGGACCUAUAAUCCCUGAGGUGGCUGUGGGUGGUUUUCUUAAAGAUGGAGUUUACUCUUAUGACAAUACAGACUAUAUAACAUCCAUAGGACUUGCCCUAACAGUUAUACUUAGUAAUACACUUGAUGGGGACAAACUCAAGCCGGUUUUGGAAUGGGAAAAAAAAUUCCUGGACUUUAUGGAAGACUGGAAUGCUAACAGUCGACCUGACUUUAUGGAGAUUGCUUAUUCUUCAGAGAGAUCAAUUGAGGAUGAACUUGCAAGAACUUCAGAGGCUGAAGUGAUAACUGUCGUUAUUAGCUAUAUUGUCAUGUUUAUAUAUAUUGCUCUAGCUUUAGGAAAAUUCAAAGCAUCCAAGGAAACUUUUGUAGUCAGUAGAGUUCUACUUAGUAUCGGAGGAAUCAUUGUGGUGUUAGCAUCUGUUGCUUGCUCUCUUGGAAUAUUUGGUUACAUAGGAGUACCGACAACUUUAUUGACAAUCGAGGUCAUUCCCUUCUUUGUUUUGGCUGUCGGAGUGGACAAUAUUUUUAUUAUGGUUCAAACUCUUCAAAGAACUCCUCGUAAGCUUGAUGAAACAACUCCUGAACAUAUUGGUAGAACUUUGGCUCUUGUAGGACCCUCUAUAUUAUUGUCCAGUGCAUCGGAGUGCACCUGCUUCUUAAUUGGUGCUUUAUCAUCUAUGCCAGCGGUUAACACUUUUGCACUAUACGCAUCCGUAGCGAUUCUCAUAAAUUUCCUUCUUCAGAUUACAGUUUUUAUCGCUUUAUUGGCUCUGGAUACUGAUCGAUUGACGGAUAACAGGCUUGACGUGCUUUUCUGCUUCUCUCUAGACAAGAAGCACAAAACAGAAGUAGGCAAGGGUAUUGUACAGAUAUGUUUUGAAAAGUUCUAUACGCCUUUACUGAUGACAAAGCCAAUCAGGGUUGGAGUACUUGUAAUUUUUUUUGCUGCUCUCACGACUCAUGCCGUCGUAGCACCAAGUAUGGAAAUUGGUUUGGAUCAGAAACUUUCAAUGCCUGAGGAUUCCUACGUGCUAAAAUACUUCAAAUAUAUGGAAGAACUGUUGUCGACUGGACCCCCUGUAUAUUUUGUGGUCACCGAAGGACUAAAUUAUAGUAAGACAGAAGCACAGAAUCUUAUAUGUGGUGGGCAGGAAUGUAACGUGGAUUCACUGUAUACACAAAUUUACUCAGCAGCUAAUCAACCUGCCAUAUCAUAUUUAUCCAAGGCAGCUUCUUCUUGGAUAGAUGAUUACCUCGACUGGUCCACCAUUAGUGGAUGCUGUAAAUACUUUCCUGAUAAUAGUUCUUUCUGUCCGCAUAACAUUGCUACUUGUGAGAAUUGUAACAUUACUACUAACAGUUUGGGUACAAGACCAAAUGCAUUAAACUUCCGCACGUACAUUCCAUAUUUCGUGGGGGAUAUACCUGAUGAGGAUUGUGCCAAAUCUGGACGCGCUUCUUAUCUGGAUGGACUGAAUUACUACUACGAUCAGCAUGGUCUAGUAGAUGUGGCUGACAGUUACUUCAUGGGCUAUCAUAGACCUUUGAAAACUUCUUCUGAUUGGUACGAGGCAAUCAGAGCAGCCAGAGUAGUUGCUGCCAAUAUUACCAAUAUGAUUAAUAGUGCAGGAUUAUCAGAUAACACAGUACAAGUAUUCCCAUACAGUGUAUUCUAUGUCUUCUACGAGCAAUAUUUGACAAUAUGGUCAGAGACUCUAUUCUCUCUGUCGAUGACAGUCAUUGUCAUUUUCAUAAUAACUUUUAUAUUGAGUGGAUUCUCAAUCUUUUCUGCUUUGAUUGUCACCCUGGGUGUUAUCCUGAUAAUCGUCAACUUGGGUGGAUUAAUGUACUGGUGGGGUAUCAGCUUGAAUGCUGUGUCUCUUGUAAAUAGCGUUGUGGCGGCUGGUAUUGCUGUAGAAUUCUGCAGUCACAUAAUUCAUUCUUACUUGACGUCAACUGGGCAAACGAGAAUAGAAAAGACUGUGGAAACACUGAAUACAAUGGGUAGCUCAGUAUUCUCUGGUAUCACGUUAACUAAAUUUGCUGGUAUAGUCGUCCUUGCGUUUGCAAAAUCGCAAAUCUUCCAAGUAUUCUACUUCAGGAUGUAUCUCGGAAUAGUUUUGAUAGGCGCUGCUCACGGUUUAAUAUUCAUUCCAGUCUUACUGACGUUUAUUGGACCUGAGAAUACUAUCAAAGAGCCAUCGCCACUACCACAGGACACCGAAGCAGCUGCUGUUUCAAGUGAAAAUAAUAUAAAUAAUGGACAUGUCAAAUAAAUUCUUAUACAGUAAGACUUCUCAACAACGUAACGCUUGGAAGCAGUUAUUUCUCAAUAGCUAACACCCCGCGUUUUCAAGUUACGCUUGCGAAAAAAAACUCUCCUGUGAGCGAAUAAGCGAGAUUAGAGAAAGUGGGGAUAGAUCAUUAUACUAUUGUGAAAUUUUACGGAGGUGGAAACUUACGCUAUUGAGAAGUUUUACUGUAGUAGAAUAUUGUAAUCGGAUCUAAAGAAAUAGGAGUAAUUACAUAAUAAAGUAAACAUUUGUGUUUUGUAUAAAAUUCUA